Molecule: messenger RNA, 378 nt
Organism: Trichophyton rubrum CBS 118892
Lineage: Eukaryota; Fungi; Ascomycota; Eurotiomycetes; Onygenales; Arthrodermataceae
Exons: 4
Coding region: 1-378 (125 amino acids)
Source: RefSeq, a predicted model, not a curated record
AUGCAUCUCCUCUGUCUUCUACUGCUGUCUAUUGCAGCUGUGGGACUUGCAAGACCUAGGCCGGGUGAUCCAGAGGGUACGGGAGAGGCUGUAGAUUAUAGAGGACCGACCCCAUUCGCUAUAUUGCACGCAGGUCACAUCAACUGUGCUGAUGGAGGUGACCUCAGCCUGAUACCCUUCGGCGAAAGUGACUCGGAGUGUACUGGUCUUAGUGCCAAACCUGGUAACAAUGCCAAUUCCCUCUCCACCAGUAUUGACAUGGCCUGCAUAACCUAUAACGACGAGAAUUGCAAAGAAAAAAUGGACACGCUCACCAUGAAACCUUCGUCCUGCUGGAACUUCUCAAACUCCGUCAAGUCGUUCAAGUGCUUCCUCUAA